AUGGAAGAAAUUAGAAAAACAUGUGAUUUUAAAAGAAGAAUCGAAAUGUCUCGAAAGGCUGAUGAUGAGCCCAAAGAAGGAUCUACGGCAGAAUCUUCUGUGAAACCGCAUAUGGGCAUUCCUAAGGCAAUAUUUGUGGGUGAUGUAGAUACUUUCAUGGCUUCGCCCGAAAAUAAUAAUAAUGCGGAUUUAGUUCUUAAAAGAUUUGAUGAGCAACAUAGUAAAUACAAAUUCAUGGAAUUUAAUUUAGCCGCAAAAAAGAGAAAGUUAAAAAAUCAAAUAUUUGAUUUUCAAAAAUCAAUCGAUAUGAUUCAAAUCCUUGCAACGCAUAAAAAUAAAAAAGAAAAUUUAGACACACAGUUUUUGUUGUCGGAGCAAGUUUACAUGAAAGCUACCAUACCUCCCACUGAUACAGUUUUAUUGUGGCUGGGUGCUAAUGUUAUGUUAGAAUUCGAAUUGGAAGAAGCAAAAUUGCUUUUGUUAAAAAAUCUUGCAGCAGCCAAAAAAAGUUUAGGAAUUGUAGAGAGUGAUUUAGAUUUUUUGAGAGAUCAAUUUACAACAACUGAAGUUAAUAGAGCAAGAGUUUUCAAUUGGGAUGUCAAAAGAAAUAAAGCUGCAAAGCCCUAA
Molecule: messenger RNA, 627 nt
Organism: Pediculus humanus corporis (human body louse)
Lineage: Eukaryota; Metazoa; Arthropoda; Insecta; Psocodea; Pediculidae
Product: prefoldin subunit, putative
Exons: 2
Coding region: 1-627 (208 amino acids)
Biological process (GO): tubulin complex assembly; microtubule-based process; protein folding
Cellular component (GO): prefoldin complex; cytoplasm
Molecular function (GO): tubulin binding
Source: RefSeq, a predicted model, not a curated record